GUAAUUUCUUACUCUCCCACAACCAAAACUCUACUUCGUAACUCCAAAACCCUGCCUACUCGUAUUUCAGUCAGCUCAAUCUACUCUUUUAUUGCACUUGAACAGAGGUAUCUUGGAAACAACACUUUUAUCUUCACAGGUAGUGGUAAAAUUUACUUAUACACAGCCCUCCUUAGAUCACGUUUUGUUGGAAUUCACGGGAUAUGUUGUUGUAUUUUUUUUUUCUUCUCUUCUUAUGGCACUUGGAUCAAAGAUCUCUUAAAAAUAGCCUCUCUACUUUUACAAGACAGUGUUAAGCAAUAAAAGUUGGAAUAAAAUGAUAAAAAGGCGAUUUUACAAGCUUGAACAUGGUGAUAGAGAUGCUCCUUCGGAGUCUUCUUCAUCCUCCGACUCUGGAUUUGAGGCAGAGGCAACAGAAGAUGAAGAGGAGGAGGAGCAGGAUGAUAAUGAUACAAAGGAAGAGGAUGAUGGUGUUGCUCGUCUGACAGGGGGAAAUGAAUCUUCUUCUGGAUAUGAGAGUGAAGAUAGCUCUGUCAAUGAAGUUAAUCUUGACUCAUCAGGUCUUCCAACGAGCGAUGAAGAUGUUACAACUCUAAAGGACACCAAGUUUGCUGAUGAAAGUUAUUCAUCUGAAAAGGUGAUUGCAGAAUCAGAUAAUAUGCAGAAUAAUUCUAUGCCCGAAGAGGAUGAGAUUCCAAGUGAUGCUGCAGACUAUGUCUUGAAAUGUAAAUCAGUUUAUAAGUGCAGGCUGUGUCCUAGAAUCGUCUGCCUGACAGUUCAGACUCUAAUUGCUCAUCUUAAAUCCAAAAAGCAUGCCCGUUCUGAAAAGCUGUUGAAAGAAGGGAGGCUUAAACUUAUGCUUAAUGAAGAUGGAAAUAUCGAGGGACAAAUUCAUCCUGAGGAGGAAGAUAGUCCAACUAGAGGGCAGAACCCUUCAGCAUCAAAGAAGAAAAGCAAAGGACUGAAGAGGCAACUCAGGGAGGAGAAGUUUAAAAAGAAUAAGGAAAACUGUUUGCCCGUGGAGAAUACUGAAGAGUCAAGAAAGAACUCUUCCAGGAAGAGGCAGAAAAACAAAUGAAGAACAUAGUUAAAUCUUGAUAUAUAUGCCCUGAGCAGGAAUUCUUGCUACAAAAAGGUAGAAGUAAAAUGAACUACAUGUCUUGUACGGGCGGAAUUAGUUGUGAUUUGCUCUACGGUGUCGCCCAAAAUAUCGCAUUCCUUUUUUUCAGUUUUUGGUCCGAGAGAGCAAUUUUGUACUUGGAUGUUGGAUCUGAAGCUUUGUUUUCCUAGUAAGUUCAUGACGAAGAUAUGAAUGCAUUUCAAAGCUUUUUGGCAGAUCUGUUAUGUAAAAUGAAAUGAAAUUUCAAAUUUAUAUAUGCAUGAAGAUGUUACGACUAAA
This is a messenger RNA of Capsicum annuum, 1399 nucleotides long. RefSeq names its product ribosome biogenesis protein ERB1. The record is from RefSeq and is a predicted model, not a curated record. The coding region runs from base 317 to 1078 and encodes 253 amino acids. NCBI's taxonomy places the organism in Eukaryota, Viridiplantae, Streptophyta, Magnoliopsida, Solanales, Solanaceae. The transcript has 7 exons.